UUUGGUUUGGAAGAUCCGGAUGCUGCUGCUGAUUUUACCGUGUUCAUCAGAUCCUGGGGUUGGAUUCUGCGAUUCUGAAGGAGGUCAAGUUUCUGGUCCCUCCUGCACUGUACGGCCUGCCCAGCGCUCCUGGUCAGAGUUUACCAGUUUAUGUACAACCUUGUUUCCAGGGACAGUAACGUUUAGGAAGGAGAUUGUGGCACUGGAUGUUGAUCCCAUUUUCUUUGGAGUGAAGGAGGUGUGACAAACUUGGAACGACGGCGUCCUGUGAGUAGGAAUCCCACCUGGGAGAACAUCAUUAUGGCCGGAACCCUUUCAGUAUACUGCUUCAGUCGCGGAAAGCUAUGCUGCCAGAGUGUGCAUGGGUUUACAAGAACAACAAAAGAUGAAUAAAUCUCUGGAGUUGGUGUCAUUUGAGGAUGUGGCUGUGGACUUCACCUGGGAGGAGUGGCAGGACCUGAAUGAUGCUCAGAGGACUUUGUACAGGGAUGUCAUGCUGGAGACCUACAGCAACCUGGUGUCACUGAAACACUACAUUAACAUAAGUGAGGUGAUUGUCAAGUUAGAACAAGGAGCAGAGCCAUGGACAAUGGAAGAAUGCCCAAACCAGAUCCUGCAAGAUAUCCAGAUAGAUGAUGACCUAGUGGAGAGAAACCAAGAAAGUCAUGGUAGAUGCUUGCAGCAAAUUGUAAUCACCCGCAGGAACACAUCAGCUGAGGAGAGAGUUGUGUUAGGAAAAUCAUUUUAUUUGAAUUCAUAUCAUGUUUUAAAUCUGAUUAUAAAUAAUGGGAAUAAUACAGGAAAGGGACAUGAGGAGUUGUUCAUAGGUCAGAAUGCACUGCUAGCUAGGGAGCCUCAUGAGACGCCUGCUGGAGAGAAGCCUGGUGACCAUGAUAUAACUGGAAAAUUGCCCAGACUUCAUGAGGACCUUAGUCAGCAUCCCAAUAUUCAAACUAGGAAGCAGCCUUUAGAAUAUAUUGGAAAAAGGAAAUCCUCCAACACAGAGCCAAUAAUAUUUACUCAUAAAAAGAUUCAUAUUGAUGAUAACACCUAUAAGUAUAAGGAAUAUGGGAAAGGCUGUGUUAACUCAGCUGUUAUUGACCAAGAAAUAGCUCGGGUAGAAAGGAAAACUUUUCAAUGUGAUAUAUGUGGGAAAAUGUUCUAUAAAAUAUCUGACCCCACUAAACAUCAGAUUAUGCACACAGGAGAGAAACUAUAUAUAUAUACUGGAUGUGAGAAAUCUUUUAUUGAGAAAUUAUACCUUACAUCAUAUCAGAGAACACCUACACAAGAGAAGCUUUAUGCUGGUAAUGAACAUAAAAUUUUAUGUCAGAAGUCACACCUUACAAUGCAUCAGAGAAUUCACACAGGAGAAAAGUACUAUGGGUGUAUUAACUGUGGAAAAAGCUUUUGUGAGAAUUUACUCCUCAGCCAUUGUGACAAAAUUCACAAAGAUGAAAUACCAUAUGGAGAUAAUGAAUGUCAAAAAUUUUUCUACUAUGAGUCUGUCCUCACUGUAUGUCAAAGAAUUCACACAGGUGAGAAGCCAUAUGAAUGUAAAGACUGUGGGAAAGCUUUUAACCGAAAGUCACACCUCAGCCGGCAUCAGAUAAUUCACACAGGUGAGAAACCAUAUGAAUGUAAUGAAUGUGGAAAAGCUUUUAACCGAAAGUCACACCUCAGCAUUCACCAGAGAACCCACACAGAUGAGAAACCAUAUGAAUGUAAAGACUGUGGAAAAGCUUUUAGCCACAAGUCAGACCUCAUUAAGCAUGAGAGAACUCACACAGGUGAGAAACCAUAUGAAUGUAAAGAAUGUGGAAAAGCUUUUCUCCAAAAGCCACAGCUCAGCAUUCAUCAGAGAACACACACAGGUGAGAAACCAUAUGAAUGUAAAGAAUGUGGAAAAGCUUUUCUCCAAAAGCCACAGCUCAGCAUUCAUCAGAGAACACACACAGGUGAGAAACCAUAUGAAUGUAAAGAAUGUGGAAAAGCUUUUCUCCAAAAGCCACAGCUCAGCAUUCAUCAGAGAACACACACAGGUGAGAAACCAUAUGAAUGUAAAGAAUGUGGAAAAGCUUUUCUCCAAAAGCCACAGCUCAGCAUUCAUCAGAGAACACACACAGGUGAGAAACCAUAUGAAUGUAAAGAAUGUGGAAAAGCUUUUAUCCAAAAGCCACUACUCAUCAUUCAUCAGAGAACUCACACAGGUGUGAAACCAUAUGAAUGUAAACACUGUGGAAAAGCUUUUAACCAAAAGUCACACCUCAGCAGACAUGAGAGAAUUCACACAGAUGAGAAACCAUAUGAAUGUAAAAACUGUGGAAAAGCUUUUAACCAGAAGUCAUACCUCAGCAAGCAUGAGAGAACUCACACAGGUGAGAAACCACAUGAAUGUAAAAACUGUGGAAAAGCUUUUAACUACAAGUCAGACCUCAACAAGCAGAGACCUCACACAGGUGAGAAACCAUAAGAAUGUAGAGAAUGUGGAAAAACUUUUAACCAAAAGUCACAUGUCAGCAGGCAUCAGAGAAUUUGCAUAGAUUAGAAACCAUGUGAAUGUAAGGGAUGCAGGAAAACAUUUUACUGGAAGACAUGAACGAGUUCACACAUGGGAGUAUCACAGUGUA
Molecule: messenger RNA, 2630 nt
Organism: Galeopterus variegatus (Sunda flying lemur)
Lineage: Eukaryota; Metazoa; Chordata; Mammalia; Dermoptera; Cynocephalidae
Product: zinc finger protein 260-like
Biological process (GO): regulation of DNA-templated transcription
Source: RefSeq, a predicted model, not a curated record